Melopsittacus undulatus (budgerigar) is the source of this 376-nucleotide messenger RNA. It is a transcript of the gene RPL38, whose product is annotated as ribosomal protein L38. The record is from RefSeq and is a predicted model, not a curated record. Lineage: Eukaryota; Metazoa; Chordata; Aves; Psittaciformes; Psittaculidae. The transcript has 5 exons. The coding region runs from base 105 to 317 and encodes 70 amino acids. Gene Ontology annotation, molecular function: structural constituent of ribosome. Gene Ontology annotation, cellular component: cytosolic large ribosomal subunit; ribosome. Gene Ontology annotation, biological process: protein-RNA complex assembly; translation.
CUGCGAGGGGGAGGGUUUAAGCCGUGUGUACGGAAGUGGGAGCUCACUUCCGGUGUGUGCGCUGAGGAGGGAGCGGGUGCAGCGCUCCGAGCCCGGCCGGAACCAUGCCCCGCAAGAUUGAGGAGAUCAAGGACUUCCUGCUGACCGCCCGCAGGAAGGACGCCAAGUCCGUCAAGAUCAAGAAGAACAAGGACAAUGUGAAGUUCAAGGUGCGCUGCAGCCGGUACCUCUACACCCUGGUCAUCACGGACAAGGAGAAGGCUGAGAAGCUGAAGCAGUCGCUGCCCCCAGGUUUGGCCGUCAAGGAGCUGAAAUGAGCCAAUAAAUGGGAGUUUUGUUGUUGUUUGUUACAAUAAAUAAACCUGACUGUUCCCCA